GCAGACAUGGGACAGUUUUAAUGGAGACGAUAAAGAAAGGGAUCCACGAUGCAGACGCAGAGGCUCGAUCCGUGGCCAGAAAGUGCUACUGGAGUUACCAGGCUCACUUCCGGCGGGAGGCGGAUCAGCUGUUCCAGAGUCUAGAGGCGUCCUAUCAGAAAGCUCUGCAGGCGCACCAGAGGGGGGGGGAGAACAGCGUGACAUCCCUUCCUGCCAGCGACCGAUCCUCCUCCUCCUCCCAGGAGAGCCUCAGUCGACCCCCGCCUGUAAAAAACACGUUUGGAAGCGGCUCAACAAGAACCAAAGCCUCCCACGGUCGCCCCCCAGUACCUGCCCCUCCCCCCUCCCUCCAGCGCUCUCGCAGUGAUGUGGAUGUGAACGCCGCCUCGUCCUCCGCCCGCAGGAUGCCCGCCGUGCCGGCAGCCUUUAGCUCCGCCUCCACCCUCCCCCCCGGAUCCUACGCAUCCCUGGACGACUGCUCGUCUGUGAGUGCAGACGGUCGCGUUCGGACCCAGAGAACGACCUCAGGGAACGGUUCUUCUGUGACGGACAGCCGGGGGCGGAGCCGCGGGAAAAUCUCAUCCCAGUCUCAGCGUGAGCAGAUCUCCAUGUUUCCUUAUCUUAUCUAA
Molecule: messenger RNA, 629 nt
Organism: Notothenia coriiceps (black rockcod)
Lineage: Eukaryota; Metazoa; Chordata; Actinopteri; Perciformes; Nototheniidae
Product: CLIP-associating protein 1-like
Exons: 6
Coding region: 21-629 (202 amino acids)
Biological process (GO): mitotic spindle assembly; establishment of mitotic spindle localization
Cellular component (GO): basal cortex; cytoplasmic microtubule; kinetochore
Molecular function (GO): kinetochore binding; microtubule binding
Source: RefSeq, a predicted model, not a curated record